UACCUGGUAGCUGUUCAGCCCAUCCCAACCAAUGAUGUGAAGAAGCACUGCACAGGUAAAGUGAACCUGGACAAACCUCUUCAUCUGGUGAUCGAUUCCGUCACACCGACAUCUGUGCUUCUGUCCUGGGGAACCUACUUAAAGACACCCUAUGAAGGAAACAUCAUGAACGACUGCUUGGAGGAUGGGCAUUACACCAUUCGCUAUAGAGAAAGAAACAGGAAGUGGAUUUACCAGACCUGCCCCACGUCUGAUACCGUAAUCGACAACCUCAAGCCCAACACACCCUACGAAUUUGGCGUCCGAUCCAACAAAGACGACCAUAGUGGAAUGUGGAGCAAACCAGUGAUCCACAACACCAACAUGGGAGACAAAAACAUGCAGAUAACCUACAAGCAAAACCGACCCAUUGUCAAGACUGUGGCUGGAACCCACAGCAGUCUGUUCCCACUUCAACCUGGUAAGACCAUCAACUACUAUUCUUUAAGAAUUGCCCCAAACGUAGUAAAGAAAACUAGAGAAUUCUGUCAUUUACUCACACUCAUGUCAUUUCAAACCCGCAUGACUUACUUCCUUCUGUAAAUCAAAAAUAAUUUUGGACAAAUCACACUGUUCUCUUCCAUUCAGUUAAAGCAUAUGGUGACAAAGGGCUGUCAAACUUUUAAAAUGACAAAAAA
Molecule: messenger RNA, 677 nt
Organism: Sinocyclocheilus grahami
Lineage: Eukaryota; Metazoa; Chordata; Actinopteri; Cypriniformes; Cyprinidae
Product: target of Nesh-SH3-like
Exons: 5
Coding region: 166-582 (138 amino acids)
Biological process (GO): extracellular matrix organization; positive regulation of cell-substrate adhesion
Molecular function (GO): protein binding
Source: RefSeq, a predicted model, not a curated record